AUGGCACCAAAAUUUUGUCCACUGAAACUCUACUCAGUGGAACUCCCCAAGAGGAAGGACUGGUCAGACAGUCAAAUUAAGUGGAAAGAAGGAAGCCUGAGGUGGUACACUGAUGGCUCCAAAUCCGAAUCUGAAGUAGGCUGCGGAAUAUAUGCGCCUAGGAAAGGCAUCAGCUUAAACCUAGGACGAUACUGCUCCAUAUUCCAAGCAGAAGUAUACGCCAUUCUAGAAUGUGUGUCGAUCAACCUGCAAUGCAACUACGGCAACCAUACAAUCUACAUCCAUUCGGAUAGCCAGGCGGCACUCUUAGCCCUAACCUCUGAUGUCACCACAUCGAGGCUGGUUGAGAGCUGCAGGCAACUAUUGAACAACCUUGAAACCAGGAACAAGGUUGUUCUACGUUGGGUCCCGGGGCAUGCGGGUACCGCUGGAAACGAAAAGGCCGACGAACUCGCGCGAGCAGGGGCUAAGGGGAAGAACCACAGUCCUGAGCCGUUUUGUGGCAUCCUCAAAAGCCUAACGCGGCCCACCCUAAAGACCUACUGUCACUACAAAACCAUUCAGCUCUGGAGAGAAACGACAGGCUUGAACCAUUCCAAAGCGCUCAUCAAGGGCUUCAGCAAAAAGGCGUCCUUGAAUGCCUUAGCGCUGUCUAGGAACCAACUGCGCAACUUGGUAAGGGUGCUUACUGAGGACUGUGGCCUAAAUAAGCACAUGUACACUAUGGGAAAACGUGACAUGGGGCGGUGCAGACUCUGUAUGGAGGCAGAGGAGACGCCCUUGCACAUUCUCGCAGAGUGCUCUUGCCUAAUGCGCACUCGUGACUCAACCCUGGGCAGACACAUAUUACGCCCGGAGGAGUCAAGGUCUCUCGAGAUCAAAAAGAUCCUGCAGCUGUUUGAAGUUUCAGGCUUGGAUCAAGAGCUGUAG
Messenger RNA from Cydia pomonella (codling moth), 930 nucleotides. RefSeq lists its product as uncharacterized. Gene Ontology annotation, biological process: DNA replication, removal of RNA primer. The transcript is spliced from 2 exons. Bases 1 to 930 code for a protein of 309 amino acids. The record is from RefSeq and is a predicted model, not a curated record. NCBI's taxonomy places the organism in Eukaryota, Metazoa, Arthropoda, Insecta, Lepidoptera, Tortricidae. Gene Ontology annotation, molecular function: RNA-DNA hybrid ribonuclease activity; nucleic acid binding.